ACGUCAACUUGUGGAUGUAAUAUUUCAGAAAUGUAAAUGCUGAACUAUAUAUAUAGGCUGGUUUCGUGUGCCGAAACAAUGAUCAAUCACAAAAUGGGGAAGAAAACUAUCAGCCUUUCUAUUUUCUCUCUCUUAAUUCUCUUUCUCCCUCUAGAACAUUUGACCGUCGUCGAAGCACAAGAAACACCGAUCCCUGUAAAAAUCGGCGUGGUGGUGGACAUGGAUAUAUAUGUCGGAGAGAUGGGGAUCAACUGUAUCUCGAUGGCACUGUCCGAUUUUUACGCCUCGCAUGAUUAUUACAAGACUAGGCUCGUUCUUCACACUCGGGAUUCCGACAGAGAUGUUGUUGCUGCAGCUGCUGCCGCUCUCGACCUAAUCAAGAAUGUCGAAGUUCAAGCCAUCAUAGGCCCCUUAUCCUCAGCGCAGGCAAAUUUCAUGAUAAACCUCGGAGAAAAAUCCCAAGUCCCGAUAAUUACCUUUUCCGCCACAAGCCCUUCUCUCGCAUCAAUCCGAAGCCCCUACUUCAUUCGUGCCGCCCUCGACGACUCCUCACAAGUAGGCUCCAUAGCUGCGAUAAUCCGAGCCUUUGGAUGGAGAGAAGUGGUCCCCAUUUAUGUAGACAACGAAUUCGGAGAAGGGAUUAUACCAUUUUUAACCGAUGCCUUAGAAAAAGUCAACGCGCGCGUGCCUUACAGAAGCGUGGUCCCACCAUUAGCAACAGACGAUCAGAUCGUUGCUGAGCUGUACAAGCUGAUGACGAUGCAGACACGAGUCUUCGUUGUCCACAUGCUGACUCAUCUAGGGGCCCGCCUCUUUGCCAAAGCUGAAAAGCUAGGAAUGAUGAGUGGAGACUAUGCAUGGAUAAUAACCGAUGGCAUGACGUACGAGUUGGAUUCGAUCGAACUUUCUGUGAUGAACUCCAUGACUGGAGUAAUAGGAGUACAACCCUUUAUUCCAAAAACAGAAGAGUUCGAUAACUUCAAAACGAGGUACAGGAAAAAGAUUCAACGGAACGAUUUGAACAUGUUUGGACUAUGGGCCUACGAUUCAGCUAUUUCACUAGCACUGGCUGUGGAAAAAGCACAAGUGGGGGUAAAUUCGACAUUUUUAAAGACGAACAUUUCUCGAAAUUCUACGGAUCUUGAAACAUUUGGUAUCUCGAGCACUGGCAAAGAGCUCAUUCAGGCUUUAUCCAACACUUCAUUCAGAGGUAUUUCCGGAGAUUUCAAACUAGUCGAUGGUCAACUACAAUCACCUCCUUAUGAGAUAGUCAACAUGGUGGGACCCGGUGCUCGUGUGGUCGGAUACUGGACGAAAGAGAAUGGAAUUGUUCGAGAUCUAAAUUUCACGAACGCUAACACAAGUAACUACUCAACUUCAAAGUCAAAUAUUGGAUCCAUCAUUUGGCCAGGGGAUAAAACAUCUCCACCUAAAGGUUGGGUGGUUCCUACAAACGGGAAAAUUUUAAAGAUAGGAGUACCCGUAAAAGAUGGUUUCUCCGAGUUUGUUCAUGUCACUUGGAAUCCAAACAAUAUUCCAGAAGCGGGAGGAUACUGCAUAGAUGUUUUCGAUACAGUAAUGGAAGCUCUACCGUAUGGCGUACCGUAUGAAUACGUUCCUUUCGCUACGUCCGACCACAAGACAGCUGGCAGUUACAAUGAAUUGGCCUAUCAAGUGUACCUUGGAAACUUCGAUGCGGCGGUUGGAGACGUAACUAUUGUAGCAAACAGGUCGCAGUACGUCGACUUCACCCUGCCUUAUACAGAGUCUGGUGUUUCGAUGGUCGUACCGAUCAAGGACGAUAAGAGCAAAAAUGCAUGGGCGUUUCUAAAGCCACUGACCUGGCAGCUUUGGCUGACGAGCUUUUGCUCGUUUGUCUUCGUGGGGUUUCUUAUAUGGGUUCUUGAGCACCGUAUCAACGAAGAUUUCAGGGGUCCCUUUUGGCAUCAAGUAGGCAUGGUAUUCUGGUUCGGCUUCUCGACCAUGGUCUUCGCCCACAAGGAGAGAGUGAUAAGCAAUUUGUCUCGAUUUGUGCUGAUUAUAUGGUUUCUAGUUGUCCUUAUACUAACACAAAGCUACACCGCUAGUCUUACCUCGAUGCUGACGGUUCAGCAGCUGCAGCCAACCGUUACAGAUGUCACCGAGCUCAUUAAAAACAAUGAGUACAUUGGCUACCAAAUGGGAUCGUUUGUUUUCGGUCUCCUUAAAAACAUGAAGUUCGAUGAAACCAGGCUUCUGGCAUUCAACUCAACAGAGGAACUCGACGAACUCUUCUCCAAAGGAAGUCGAAACGGUGGCAUAGCUGCAGCUUUUGAUGAGAUCCCGUAUAUGAAGCUGUUUCUUGCCAAGUACUGCUCAAAAUACACCAUGGUCGGUCCCACCUAUAAAACCGACGGUUUUGGCUUCGUCUUUCCGAUAGGUUCUCCGCUAGUACCUGAUGUAUCAAGAGGGAUAUUAAAUGUCACAGAGAGUAAAAAAAUGAUCGAUAUCGAGAAAAAAUGGUUUGGAGAUAGAACCAAAUGUCCAGAUUCUAGUACUUUGUUUUCGUCCAACAGUAUCGGUUUAGAGAGCUUUUGGGGGCUGUUCUUGAUAGUGGGAAUUGCUGCAGCUUCAGCUUUAAUAAUCUACGCGAUUAAAUUCCUACGCGAAAAUUGGCAUGUUGUUGACCGGUCCGGUCACGAGUUGACUAUAUGGACCAAGAUGAACGACUUGCUUCAAAGGUUCAAGAACAGAGAUCUCAGCUCUCAUACUUUUAAGAACAUGGAAAAUAGAGAUAGGGAGAGUGUUUGUGGAGGUGAUUGCAUGAAGAGAGCAGCAGAAUCAUCCAACGAACAUGAUUUUCAAUUUAGUCCGUCGACUUUUUCAGUGGCCUCUCCGUUCACUAACGGCCCACCAAGUCCUGAUUUCUCGAGCCCAGAUGCGCGGAACGUAGAUUUUGAAGCUAUACAGCAAGAAAUCGAACUUGUUAACCCGAAUCAAAACGAGCAUUUGCCAUCAACAUGUUAACCAAGUGCGGAAACUUGUCUUUCGUCUCAAGUCAGAUAACGGUGAGAUGAUAUCUUGUAGCUAUGUAACUUAUAAAUUUAGUUCCACAUGAGACCUCAAUUCUAAUUUCAUUUCCAAUGUAAAACAGCACUUUCGGUUAGAAAUUUAUUCGUAAAUACUAAA
Erythranthe guttata (spotted monkey flower) is the source of this 3168-nucleotide messenger RNA. Its product is annotated as glutamate receptor 2.1. Gene Ontology annotation, cellular component: membrane. Gene Ontology annotation, molecular function: ligand-gated monoatomic ion channel activity. Lineage: Eukaryota; Viridiplantae; Streptophyta; Magnoliopsida; Lamiales; Phrymaceae. The record is from RefSeq and is a predicted model, not a curated record.